AGAGAGAAGGGAGAGGGGGGAGAAUGUCAAAAUAAAGUCCGAAACAACAGAGUCAUAGACAUGCCACUACAUCAGGGGCGCCCAAUAACUAGAUCCGAAUAUACCAGUAGAUUCGGAUAUACCGCGAAGGGAGUGUCAAUGCUUGACAGGCAGAUCAUUUAAAUCCUAUUCCACUAGGUGGCAAAAGAUGAUUAUUAAAAUUUUAAAAAAUCUGUUGAAGAAAAUCUUUGUGUCUUUCUUCAAUUCCUGCCAGUAUAUCGUCAACUAAACAGGGGUACAUUUUUAGUCAAUUUAAACUAGAAUAUUAUUUAAUGUCUUCAGGGUAGGUAGCUCACUUCAGUCUGCUGCUGCUUAUGAUAAUAGUAGCGCCAAAUCCAAAAAAGUGUGGACACUCCUGCACUAAAUUACAUAACGUGAGGGGAAUUUGGUGGAUUGAAAAAAAAAAAGAAAAAGACAGGUCUGUCCUCUGUCCAGAGGAGGGACAGAGGACAGACCAGCUGUUUGAAAAAAGUCCAGGAACCAGCAACUGGAAUCGUAAUAUAACAAUAAAUGUUUAGGUUGAAAGUGCAGCUGAGAGUUCUGGUUUAAUAAGUAACCGUUAGAUCAAGUAAAAAAAAAACAAAAAAAACAACAUUCUGACGGAACACUGUUCUAACUAUUGUUCCUUGAGCCGUUCUUGACUUCACAUUUACUCCGUCCAACCUUUGGAUUACCCCAUAAAUAAAUCAACAGAAGAGUGCUUUUAAAACACUGGUCUAACGAUUACCUCAGCAACAACAACGACAACAACAACGACAACAACAACGACGACAACACUUUCCUGGUCGGAUGCUGACAGAGGACAGUGAACGCCUCCUUCCCUUCCUGUGAAUGUGCGCCGUCAGCAGGAGGGGUUUCAAACACAUUACUGUUUGGAUCACUUUGCUGACGAGAGCCCAUCACUGAUUCACAACUGUUCUUCUGCCACACCAAUAAAAGCACGUGUCAUAAAAAAUAUAAUGACCUUCUAGUUGGAAUUUACGCACAAUUUUUUUAUACUCAGUUUGAAACCCGGGCCUGUUUAGUUGAACACAACGCUAACGCUGGUCACAGGAAUUAAAAAAAGAGACACAAAGUCUCUCACUUUAGUUGGUUUUAUAGACAUUUGCUGACCCUUAGUGGAAGAGUAUUUCAUUGUUCUUACAUAUCGUAUAAUGGACAAUUUUGGAAAAUAAGAUCUGUUAGGGUUCAGACAGGAAGUACCAUCUGGGUGAACAAAUAUUUAAAAAACAAUAGUAGCUAUUCAGUGCGCGGCUAAUGCUACGCAGCACGGAGUAGAAAGAGGCAGAUGGGAUGGUUUUCAAAAUCUGCUGACAUUUCGGGAACUUGGGUCUCAAAGGAGGAUUUCAAGAAAAUGGCAAAAAAAAACUUUCUAGGUAAAAAUACAUCAUCGGUGUCAAAGGUCGGAGACGAGCAUGUACAGACUGGUCUGGGGUUGGUGCAUUUCUGGAUAUUAUCGUGAGAAGUUCGUUUAUGCGCAACUUUGUGAAUUCUUAACCCCCGCGAAGGUCAUCUCCUAGAAAGGUCUGCUACGAGUCUAAGUCUGAGGUUCGAGUCCUGCUCUGGACCAGCGGCACAGGCCUGUGAUAAUGGGGCAUUGGUGCGGGGGAAUGUUCCUUUAAGUCGAAUGUGACCUGUACUAGACAAGACUGACUGGAAUAGUCAACUAUAUCAUCGUUGACUGUAACUUCGAAUGUACUGUUCUUUAAAGGACUUCCACGGUCCACAGAACUCAAUCCACCGCCGCGUCUUAACACCGACGACGGUACAGCCUAUCAACCCGGAGCGCCUCCGUGACGCUACCGCUGUCCAAAAGAACCGAAACGGAUCCCGCGAAUGUGUUUAUUAAUAACGUUGACUUGAUCAAAUCAAAACAAUGUGACGUUCAAAUACCGAACGUCGGGUUUCAACGCGAAUGAGCUCGUAUGUUUUGGUGCCAAGUAUAAAACAUUGUCUUAUUAACAUUAAUCAGUAUUUAAAAAUAAUUUACAUCGAUAAAACCGUCAGUGUCAUUAACGUAACCGUAUAUAUCCUUCAUCUUCCUCGCUAGUACCAUCACAGCUCAUCAGCUUUGUCUCUCGGAGUCGCUAAAAGAACCGUUAGCCUGGUUAGCUUGUUUCCAGCUAGCUGUUAAGCUCGCGCUUUAGCAUUUCUUCUGCCCUGACACUUGGUUGUAUCUCGUUUUUUUUUUUUUUUUUUUAGAAAUUAAACCUGUAUUUGGUAACAACGUUUGCAAGACGGGGUGUACACGGUGACGAAAUAAGCCUUACCUUCAGUCUGCUUCAGUCCUCCUCACCCUGACAACCUUGGUUUCCUUUUUAAUGGGACUGUUUUCUCAAGAUGCUGCUGACGUCAUCAACAAUUACCGCCUCAGCGUUUCAAAAUAAUACUUCUACCGGAUGGGAUUUCGUUUAAGAUUGAAUUAUAUUUCGAUUACAGGUAUUGCGAUUUAAAGUUAAAAAAAACAAAAACAAAAAAAAACAAGGAAUAUUUAUAAAAUAAAUAAAUCGAUGUGGUUAGCAUGAUGGUUGUACAAGCUCCAAAGUGACGACAGACAAACGACAGAUAAACAAACAAACAAAAAACCGUUAAAUUAUGUCAUUUUAAUUGUGUAAUGUUAGCUAAAUAAAUAAAUAUAAUAAAUACUCCACAAUAAGACUGAAGCUUUAAUUAGUCCUUUUAGUCUUUGCUGCCACCAGAGGGCAGCGUUGCAGUAAUGCAGGACUUCUACUGUAAUACCGUAAUGCCCAAUAAAGAGGAUUCAGCAGCGUCUGAGUUAUGGACAAUAAUUAGCUGAGUCCCAACUGGUUCAGCUAGCGCCACCUGUUUGUCAGAGGGUUAACUGCUUUCACAUUAAAGCAGUAAAAAUUCCAAAUAAAAAAUAAAAUAAAAUAGACAACUGGAGCUUGAACCAUUCUGACAUUUAUAAGAAAAUGUAAAAUUGUGAAAACAACAAAAUGUGGGCGUGUCCUGUAUCGCUCCAACAGACGACGGAAAACCAGGUUUCCGAUAUGACAUUCUUCAGUAAUCUGUAGGGAUUUUAAAGAUUAAUGCACAGACUACACACGGCCGACACGCAUGUUCCGGAAGCAUCGGUUCUAAUCGCUAAUGCCUUUGUCUUUACGUCCACUCAACAGAUGCAUGAACCAGAGAUUAGGUCACAAACGUCAGUGAGACUAAGGGAAGUUUCUUGAAGGGGAAUUUGUCCAGAUAUGGAUAACGUGGUGUCAUGUGAUCAGAUCAGCCGGGGAUCAGAGUAUUUACAUGUGCGCUGAGCUCCGGAUCGACUCAGUCAGCAUUAUUAAUGGGGCCAGGGCACAUCCUCCUCCUGUCACGGGAGUGGGGGGAGCAAGAGCGGGGUAUUAGACCACAGUAAUGUUGGCAGGUGGAACUCCUCAGCGUGCUUAGUUGACUGAGGGGGAUCAACAUGGGGAGCACCAGCAAGGUGGUCACCUUCAGGAACAGGAGACAGAGCCUCUUCCCCAACUACAAGGUCACCGACUCCAAAAGUCCGCGAAGACCCUCUGAGGUCGUCUACCCUCUGGCCAAGGAGAGCUGCGUCAAGACAUGGAACUCCAUGCAGGAGCUCAGCAGAGACAUCUACGACAUUUACGCCGAGUACAGGGAGGACGAAGACGACGACGACAUGAGGCAGAUUUCUCCGUCCAAGAGGAACUACAUGAUCAACAUCAACGUAGGAGGAAAGCCCUACCAGAUCUCCUACAACAUGGCCGCCAUGUACCCCAAAACCAGAAUAGGACGGCUGGCCACCUACACCGAUCACAACAUGAAGCUGGACUUGUGUGACGAUUACACCGUGACCAACAACGAGUACUUCUUCGACCGGGACCCGGACAUCUUCCACAGCAUCUUCAACUUCCACCGGACCGGUGUGCUGUGGAUCAAAGACGAGCUGUGUCCCCGCAACUUCCUGGAAGAAAUCAACUACUGGGGCGUGAGGAUCAAGAACACGCACCGCUGCUGCCGCAUCUCCUUCGAGGAGCGGCAGGAUGAGCUGAACGAGCAGCUGAAGAUCCAGAGGGAACUGGAGGCCGAGAUGGAGAUCGAGGAGGACGAGGAGCUGUUCCACGACAUGUUCUUGGGCCAGAGGCGCCGAGCCAUCUGGAACCUGAUGGAGAAACCCUUCUCCUCUGUGAAGGCCAAGCUGAUGGCCGUGGCCUCCAGCCUGUUUGUCCUGAUCUCCCUGGUGGCCAUGACCAUGAACACGGUGGAGGAGAUGCAGUACAGGACCCCUAGUGGUCAGCUGAGCGGUAAGACCUACUGGGAGUACGUGGAGUCCAUGUGCAUCACCUUCUUCACCGUGGAGUACCUCCUCCGUCUGGUGUCCACCCCAGACAUCAAGACCUUCAGCCGGAGCGUCCUCAACACCGUGGACUUGAUCGCCAUCCUGCCUCAGUACCUGCAGGGCGUGCUGGAGUUCUUCGACAACGAGGAAAACUACAUGAAGCACGAAGCCGACAUGCAGGCGGUGGGCCAGGUGGGGAAGCUGGGGCAGGUGCUGAGGAUCAUGAGACUCAUGAGAAUUUUUCGCAUUUUGAAACUGGCCCGACACUCCACCGGCCUGCGGGCCUUUGGUUUCACGCUGCGUCAGUGCUACCAGCAGGUGGGGUGCCUGUUCCUCUUCAUCACCAUGGGCAUCUUCAGCUUCUCUGCCAUGGUAUACACUGUGGAGCACGACAUGCCGCAGACGAACUUCACCAGUAUUCCUCAUGCCUGGUGGUGGGCAGCUGUCAGCAUCUCCACCGUGGGCUAUGGUGACGUUUACCCGGAGACCAUCCUGGGCCGAGUCUUCGCAUUCGUCUGCAUUGCGUUCGGCAUCAUCCUGAACGGUCUGCCCAUAUCCAUUCUCUUCAACAAGUUCUCCGACUACUACUCCAAACUCAAGUCCAAUCAGUACACGGCCUCGCUGAAGAACCGGGGCGAGGUGAGGUUCGCCAGGAGGACACUCAACAAACUGAGCUACUGGUUUGGGAACCAGCAGUGACGUUAUCAAGGACAAAUGGACACAGUAAAAACUUAGUCGCCAUGGAGACGGAAUAAACAAAGACACGUCCCCGCCGAUUUUCACCUUUGCUUUGUUCCGAAUUUUUUUUUCUUUUAAAUUUAUAUCAGCAGAGAACAAUAAAAAAUUGAAAAAGUUUAUUUAUUUUUUAUGUGUUAUUUUUUAUAUCUAUUCAAAGUAAAUAAACAUUCCUAAAUGUGACAAAAAUUCUUUCUGGGCGAGAAUAUAUCAUAUAACGGCAGCUAGAGGUCAGUGUUUCUCACCUGUUUUUAUCUGUGACUGAUCCAAACGAUGGAAAUAAUAAUACACUAAAAUGAAAGGAAACAUUUUAAGAUAUCGUGCAUCCUGACGGUAAAUUGAAGAACGUAUCGACAGACGCUCUCGAAACUUCACUGACAGAGCGAGGGAGAGAGGAAGAGGGGAGGGGGGGAGGGCAGGGGGAGUAAUGUGGGAGAGAGUGGACAGCCGCGGUGGUCGGUGGUCACACUGUCGUCGUCUAUUCUGUCAAUUCCACAACAGGACGAACCUUCGCUGUGAUUUGCUCUUCGUUUACAAGCCCCGCCUUCGAAGCAACAAACCUCUGAUUGGCCGACGUUCCUCCUUCCACAUUGUUAUUGUUAGUUUCCUUUUUUUGUAGUUUAUCCUCCGAUUACUGCGAUCCGUCACAACAUUUAGCGCCGCUUUACUGUCAAAUAUAGUUGGAAGGAAGCUAUUGACGCAGUAUUUAAUUACAGUUUUAACAUAAUUAUUAUAAUAAUAAGUCGUUUGGAAUAAUUUGUAUUUAUAUACGACGAAUGAACAUUUAAUUAGCACAAAGCUAUCUAGCUCUAGCUAGCUAGCCUUUUAUGUGUACACACUACAGACGGUUAUUUCCGGUGUACAGCUCUGCUGCUUUUAUAUUACGUUAAAAAACUAGAGAAAACCGUGUAUAUGUAUUAAUAUUUCAAGCCAGAAGGGGGCAGCAAGCGAACCGUGAGCUCGUCGGCAGCACUCGGCGCAGCAAAAGUAGAUCUUACCCUUUCCCGUCGUCCCCUGCGGUGAUAAAGUGACCUCUGCUGCUAGCAGUUAGCCUCGCUCAUCACAAUGUCUCCUCCGGUUGCGGUGUCGCCUUUGAUUAAGACAGCCAGGUAUUCAGCUCUGAUUCUGGGUGUCGUCUACGGCAAGAUGAGAUACAGCUACCUGAAGCCCAUCGCUGCUGAGGAGAGGAGGAUUGAAGAGGAGGAGAGGAAGGUCCGCGAGGAGCAGGAGCGCCUAGCCAAGUUGGCAGAAGCAAACGAAGACACCAUCCUGAAGUAAGGCUGUGAUGGUGUGACUCCCGACCUCUUCCUCCUCCUCUUUCUUCUCUUCUCUGGAGGCGCCAAUGUUAAACCCGGGUUCUGGUCCGUUCAGUACUGUGGACGUGUUGGACCAGUUCCCGGACUCCUCUUUAUUCCGACAUAGAACAGUUUAAUUUCCAUGUCAGCUGUAAUUUCACCCUCAUGAGGUGUUGUUUAUUUUUUAAACCUUGUCAUUAAUACAGAAGUCUACAAUCA
Molecule: messenger RNA, 6594 nt
Organism: Cynoglossus semilaevis (tongue sole)
Lineage: Eukaryota; Metazoa; Chordata; Actinopteri; Pleuronectiformes; Cynoglossidae
Product: potassium voltage-gated channel subfamily V member 2-like
Exons: 5
Coding region: 3467-5044 (525 amino acids)
Biological process (GO): protein homooligomerization; action potential; potassium ion transmembrane transport
Cellular component (GO): membrane; voltage-gated potassium channel complex
Molecular function (GO): voltage-gated potassium channel activity
Source: RefSeq, a predicted model, not a curated record